This is a messenger RNA of Carassius carassius (crucian carp), 1924 nucleotides long. Its product is annotated as diencephalon/mesencephalon homeobox protein 1-like. Lineage: Eukaryota; Metazoa; Chordata; Actinopteri; Cypriniformes; Cyprinidae. Gene Ontology annotation, molecular function: RNA polymerase II transcription regulatory region sequence-specific DNA binding; DNA-binding transcription factor activity, RNA polymerase II-specific. Gene Ontology annotation, biological process: regulation of transcription by RNA polymerase II. The coding region runs from base 767 to 1567 and encodes 266 amino acids. The record is from RefSeq and is a predicted model, not a curated record. The transcript is spliced from 4 exons.
UGCGUAUUUCAUGUUAUUGAGUAUUUUAUUUAUUUUCAAAUGCUAAUAGUUUAAAUCCUUCUCUCUUUUUUGAAAGAGAGAGAGAGGAUUUAAUCAGAAAGAAAGAUUUCUGGUACAUUUAGCCCUAAGAAAUUACCCUAAUAGGCCACUUCCAGAGUGCAUUCUCUAGUUGACAUUUUCUGGGCAAAAUAUGGGUCCAGUUAGCAAAACAAACCCCACCCCCCCUGGAGUUAAUACUAACAAAAGCUGGGGAUCGGUGGAGAAAGAAGGAAGGGAACAACGGACAAUCAAAGCCUGUUAUUUUAAUCUGCCCAACCCCAGAGAUUAGCCGACCACAUUGUUUUAAUUGUUUUAAAGGGGGGGGGGGGCGCAAUGCCCGCUCAUUGAAGGGAGAUGCUUUGCCUAAAUCUCCCAAAUUCAAUAGUUUCAAAAAACUUGAGCCCCAAACCCCCCUUUCUCACCCUCAUCCCACUUAAUCCAGGCUAAUACCUUUCUUUCUAUUGGCUAAUGGUUGAAGGAAGCUGAAGUUAAUGCCUCUUAAAUAGUGGAAACUGAGCUGGAGAGGACCUAAAACACAGUCAACGUGGAGCAUUACAGGUCUGCCUUGCCUAAAGAAACUUUAUUAUCAUAUUUUGGGGGAUUUUAGCAGCUUCUGUGAAAUGUUUCCUUGGGAUUUAAGUAUCAUAUGAGAAAAAUAAAAAUCUGGGUAAAUGUUUUUUGCAACUGAUCAUCAUUCCAUAGUUCACUGGAGGUCGCAAUCAACAGCAUGAAUUCUGUAUAUUUCUGUGGAGCAAGAAACGGCCAGGGGCCUUUUCAAUUACAACGCGUCAACUCGUUAUUUCACGAGGCUCACCAGCAGAUGGCGCAGCAGUAUCAGCUUCAUACAGCGGCCAGUCCAGCGUCGAUGCAGACUCUCACUGUGGCGGAGCGCCUGGCGGAACUCAUCCUUGAGGCACGCUACGGGAACCAGCAAAAGCAGCGCCGCAGUCGCACCGCCUUCAGUGUGUCCCAGUUACAGGCGCUGGAAAAGGCCUUUCAGCAAACCCAGUAUCCAGAUGUGGGCAUGAGAGAGAGACUAGCAGUCUGCAUCAACCUCCCGGAGGCCCGUAUCCAGGUGUGGUUCAAAAACAGACGUGCCAAAUAUAGAAAAGGUCAACGCUUUGCACCCCUUUCCAAAGAAGAAAGCCAAAUGCAUUGUCCUGCAACUCAACAAAAGAAAGAAUUGGUGAAGAACCAGGAGAAAGGCUCUAAUUCAAAAUCUCAAUCCUCUAUUAGGGAAAACAACACCAUUCCUUCCUCAUCGGACUCUAUUCACCUUCAUUCCCACCCAAGAGUACACUCCUCAGCUGUUCUUCCAUUUAUUAAUGGAGAACACUACCAACAACCAAUGCCUCAUGCACUUGGGCUGCUGUCUGCAGGUCUGCCUUUCUCUCCUACUUAUUUGCCUAUAAUACAACAGCAGCAUUGCACAGCCGUCAAUCUCGUGCCAUUGGGAAAAUACAACAAUCUCAUGCUUCAGUCUGCCUGUCGAUCUAAAUCCAUGGUUCACCACCACUUGGACAUGUAAGCAUACCAGCAACCGAUAAACCCCACUGAGCCAGUUGUCCUCAUUAGGAUGUGAAGGAGGAACAGGUGUUCCUGUGUCCUUCCCCCCACCACAACAUUGUAACUUUUACUCUCAAAAUAACAGAGGGGUUUGGAUUUAGAUCUUUUUCUGUAACUUUCAUUAAGUGGUUUGGAUUGCAUUUAUACAAACGGGCUUAUUUUGUGAACUUUCUUGCUCCGUUUCGCAUAGCUUAGAGCAUUCUUGAGAAAACUGUUGUGUUGCACAUACAUAUUUGAGCACUUUGUAGAUUAUAUGAACAUAUGAUCAUUCUGAAUGCAAAUAAACAUGGAAAAACGUCUGAAUCCGUAUAUAUAACUG